This is a messenger RNA of Pedinophyceae sp. YPF-701, 5712 nucleotides long. NCBI's taxonomy places the organism in Eukaryota, Viridiplantae, Chlorophyta, Pedinophyceae. The record is from the annotation of a GenBank genome assembly.
AUGCGCCUCGAGGUCGAAGUGCCUCGUUCCGUCGCCCCGCUCGCGUGGCUGCGCGGCCAGGCCGGGGCCGGGGCCGCCCACCCCCGUGUGUACUUCGCUGGCCGGCGCCACGCGACGCCUGGCGGCAAGGGCACCGCGACGGCGGAGGGCGGCGCCGAGGUCGUCCGCGCAGUUGCGGGGAUCGGGUGCGCGUGGGGGUGGCGCGGGGCCGACGGCGAGGAGUUCGGGCGCGCGGCGUGGGAGGACAUGCAGCGGUUCCUGUCGGCGACCGUCCCGGCUCUUCGCGCGUACGGCGGGAUGCGUUUCAGCCACGCGCGACCCGUCGCGCCGGAGUGGCAGUCCUUCGGGUCCUACCUCUUCCUCGUUCCCGCCGUCGAGGUCUCCGAGGGCCCGCACUCCACGACGCUCUCGGUCAACCUGCUCUGGGACGAGGGGUCGGCGAACGCCUCGCGGGGCGCGGACGCGGGCGGAGUGGGCCGCGGAGCGGCCACGGCCGCGGCCGCCGCCGCGUCCGCGCUCGCCCUGCUGGAAGCGAUCGGGCCGGAGGAAGUGGGCGGGUACCCGGCGCUGCGUGUGCAGCGCGCGUCGCACGAGCACGUUCCGGGCCGGGACGAGUGGCGGCGGACGAUGCAGCCCCUGCACGACUCCCUCGACAUGGCCGGGUGCGAGAUGGACUGGGCCGAGGGCGUCGACGGCCUCGAGGGCCCCUCCGCGGGCCGCGCGGCCAACGACCCUGCGGAGGCCUCCGUAGAGGGGUCCGACCCCGCAGACGGACUGACGAAGUUCGUGCUGGCGCGCCGGACGGACAUCGGCCUCGAGGGCCCUCCGCUCGACCCGCUCUCGCUGCUGUCGGCCCUCCAGGAAAAAGACCCCCGGGCGUACCAGGUUCUACUGCAACUCCCCUCCGGCGACACGUUCCUCGGCGCGCCGCCGGAGCGGCUCUUCGUGCGCACGGGGCGCGCCGUCGCGAGCGAGGCCGUCGCCGGCACGCGCGGCCGGGGGCCCCCGGGCGACGAGCCCACGGACCGGAAGCUAGCGGAGGAGCUCAUGGGGUGCCCGAAGGAGCACGUGGAGUUCACGGUGGUGCGGGAGUGGGUGCAGAGGGCCCUGAGCCAGGUGUGCGGGGAGGUCAAGGUCGAGCUCCCGAAGGCGCUGCUGCGGCAGCAGCACGUGCAGCACCUGUACGGGCGGCUUUCGGGGGAGCUGUUGCCGGGGCGUUCCGACCCGGAGCUGCUGCGGUGCCUGCACCCGACGCCCGCGGUGUGCGGCCAGCCGCGCGGCCUCGCGCUGCAGGUCCUCGAGGAGGUCGAGCCGUUCGACCGCGGGUGGUAUUCGGCGCCGUUUGGAUGGGUGGGUGCGUCGGCGAGCGAAUUCGUGGUCGCGAUCCGGUCCGCGCUCGUGCGGUCGCCCGAGGCGGGCCCGCGGGACGGCAACGGCGGUGCGCGCACGGACGGCGGGCUCGUGCACCUGUACGCCGGCGUGGGCAUCGUGCGCGGCGCGGACGCCGAGGCCGAGUGGCGCGAGCUCGAGCUAAAGACGAGCGCGUUCGAGAAGCUGCUGGCGCCGCCGCAGGCGCUCGCGGACGCCGCGAACAUCAACGCGCUGUGGGCGGGGAUGAUCGUCGAGGAGCUGUGUCGCCUCGGGGUGGACACGUUCUGCGUAGCCCCGGGGUCGCGGUCGUCCCCGAUGGCGAUCGCGGCGGCGUCGCACCCGCGCGUCCGGCUGAUCACCUGCAUCGACGAGCGCUCCCUGGCGUUCUACGCGCUCGGGUACGGCCGCGGCCGCGGGUCCCCAGCGGCGGUCAUAACGUCUUCGGGAACGGCGGUGGCGAAUCUGCUCCCAGCGGUCGUUGAGGCCUCGCAGAGCGGCGUGCCGCUGCUGCUGCUCACUGCGGACCGUCCGGGCGAGCUCCGCGACACGGGCGCGAACCAGACGAUCGACCAGGUGAAGAUAUUCGGAAGGUAUGUGCGGUGGGAGUUUGAUCUGGGACCCCCGUCGGGGGACGUGCGGGCGCGGAUGGCGCUGACGGCGGUGUCGAGCGCGGUCCGGCGCGCGACGGGGCCGCACGCGGGCCCCACGCAUCUCAACCUGCAGUUCCGCGAGCCCCUGGCACCGACGGUGGCGGACUGGCCGCGCGCCGUGACGCUCGAGGGGCUGCGGCGGUGGGAGGCCGGCACGCGGCCGUUCACCGCGCCCGUGAGCCUCCUCGGGCCGUCCACGGGGACCGUCGGCGCCGGUCCGGCGAUGCACGAGGCGUUGGCGACGCUGCGUGGCGCGCGGCGCGGGCUGCUUGUUGUCGGCGCGCUCGCGUCGCCGGAGGAGACGCUCGCGGCCGCGGAGAUCGCUCGGAGGCUCGCGUGGCCGGUGUACGCGGACGCCACGAGCGGGCUGCGCGUCGCCGGCAGCGGGGGCAGCGGCCUGCCCGGCACCGUGCAUCACCUGGACCACGUCCUGCUGGGCGGGAAGGAGGGGGUGUGGGAAACAGUCCGGCCUGACGUGGUUCUGCAGCUGGGCGGGUUCCUGACGAGCAAGCGCGUGGGGCAGUUCCUGGAGUGGGCCACGACCGCGGACGGAGCGGAGCCGGCGUCCUUCUUGCUGGCGUGCGCCAGCCAGGGGCGGCACGAUCCGGCGCACGUGGUGACGCACCGCAUCGAGGGCGGCGCGCAGCAGCUGCUGCACGUGCUUGCCGCGCCCGACCGCGGCGUCCUGGGGGAGCUCGACUCGCAAUACCUGGAAACGCUGUCUUGUUUAGAUAGAGUUACAGGUCUGGCUCUGAAUUCCGCGAUCGGGGACUGCGACGACCCGCACGCGCCGAUCACGGAGCCGCGCGUCGCGCGCAAGGUCGCGUCGCAGCUGCCAGGCGGCCGCGGUUUGUUUCUGGGCAACAGCAUGCCGAUCCGCGACGUCGACAUGUACGCACCGCGGCCGCGAGAUGCCGAGGAGGGCAGCAGCGGGGUCGGGGUGCCCGUGGCGGCGAACCGCGGGGCCAGCGGGAUCGACGGCGUGCUCAGCACGGCCGUCGGGUACGCGCAGGGCCUCGGGAGGGGAGUGACGCUCCUCGUGGGGGAUGUCUCCUUUCUGCACGACAUCAACGGACUCAAUCUGCUGCGCGAGGCGCGCGGGCGCCCGCCCGUGACGGUCGUGGUGAUCAACAACAGCGGCGGCGGGAUUUUCUCCUUCCUCCCCGUCGCGAGCGCCAUUCCGAAGGAGGUCUUCGAGCCGGUGUUCGCGACGCCCCCCGGGGUGUCCUUCGAGGACCUGUGCCGGGCGCACGGGGUGCCGUACGCGCGGGCCGCGACCGCGGCGCAGCUCGACAAGGCCCUCGACGACGCGUGGGCCCGCGGCGAGCACGGCAUCGUCGAGGUGGUCACGGACAGGAGCGAGAACCACGCGUUGCAUUUGCAGCUGCAGACCAUCGCGGGGCGCACGGCCGGCUGGGCGGGCACGCUCGCGCGCGCCUGGAUGCAACGCAACAUCGAUCCCGCGCUCGGGGCGCUCGAGCUGGACGUCAGGCCGUACAGCGUCGGGCUGGCGAAGCCCGUCACCACUGGCGUCGGCGGGGGGGUCCGCGAGGGGUGCGUCGUCACGGCGCGGCUGCGCGCGGCGAGCGGGGAGGUCUUCGAGGGCCACGGCGAGGUCGCGCCGCUCGCGGGGCUGCACACCGAGACGCUGAGCCAGGCCGUCGCGCAGCUGGACACCCUGGGGGGGCUUUUGCGAGACGCUGACGUCAGCUGCGGCCGCCGCCUGCCGCUCUGGGCCGUUCUCGCGGAGGCCGGGCUGGACGAGUGGCUCUGCGAGGCCAUCGGCGUCGCCCCGGGCUCCCUCCUGCCCUCGGUCGCCGCGGGCUUCAGCAGCGCGGUGUUUGCCGCUGCGUCGGCGGCGCUGAAUGUCCCGGUGACGUCGCUCCUCGGGACCUGCGCGGGCCUCGCUCCCACGAAAGACGCCCUCCCGCCCGUGCCCGUGUGCGGGCUGCUCGGCGACACGACGGACAUCCCCGCGGCCUGUGCGGCGGCGGCGGCACUGGCCGCCGACGGGCACACCACGAUCAAGAUCAAGGUUGGACGCGAGGCGGUCGCGCACGACAUCGCCGCGGUGAACGCGAUCCGCAGGGCCGUCGGGGACGCGGUCGCCCUGCGCGCGGACGCCAACCGCGCCUGGACGUUCGCCGACGCCGUGGAGUUUUGCGCCGGCGCCGCGGUGCCGUCGCGCCUCGAGUUCGUGGAGGAGCCGCUGCGGCACACCACGAUCGGAGCGCUGCGGGACCUGCACCGCAAGACGGGGGCGCCCGUCGCGCUGGACGAGUCGGUGGAGGAGGGCAGGCUGCUGGAGUUGUCGGCGCCGGGCAGCGGAGUGGUGGCCGCCGUGGUCAAGCCGGGCUGGUGCGGCGGGGCCGCGGCGACGCUGGCGCUCGCGCGCCUGGCUGCUGCGCGCGGUAUCGGCGUCGUCGUUUCGUCGUCGUUCGAGACGUCGUUGGGGCUCUCGCACUGGGCGGCGCUGGCUGCCGUCACCGAUGCGAUGUGGGCCGAGAGCCCGGCGGGGCGGUCUCGCGCGGCCUUCGCGCACGGCCUCGGGACGCUGUCGUGGCUCACCGGCGACGUGCUCGCGGAGCCGAGCGGCCCGGAGCGCGGGCGCGACGGCGCGCCGCGAGCCUGGUCGGGCGCGGCUGCGGGGGUGUCUCCGCUCGUGUCAGACUCCGCGCUGGCGCGGCGCGGCCCGGCGGCGCAGGUCGAGGAGGCGUUUCACACCGUCCACACGCCCGCGGGCUCGCUCCGCCUGCGCGUGCUCUCUGCUCGCCCGAAUGCGCACGUCGCGUGCCCGGGCGCUCCGAUCCUGUUGCUGCACGGCUUCCUGGGCAGCGCGGACGACUUCCUCCCGACGCUGCACGCCCUCGGCCGCGAGCGGCGCUGCGUGGCCGUCGACCUCCCCGGCCACGGCGGGUCAGACGGACUGACGUCAGGUGUGUCUGUGGAGUCGGUCGCCGACAGCCUCGCCGUGCUGUCGGACCACCUCGGCUGGCGCGGGAGCGAGGGCGCGGUCGUCGCGGGGUACUCGAUGGGCGCGCGCGUCGCCCUCGCGCUCACGGCGCGCCACCCGGACGUCGUCAGAGCUGUGGUUUCCAUCUCCGGUGCCCCGGGGAUGUCUCCGGGGGCCCCAGCGGUGGCGCGCGCGCGCCGGGCGCGCGACGCGGCGCUCGCGGAGCACCUCUCGCGCGACGGCGCGCCGUCCGCGUUCCUGGACGCCUGGUACGCGCAGCCGCUCUUCCAGGGCCUUGAAAAGCACCCGCGGUUCGCCAGCAUGCUCCAGCGCCGCCGCAGCGCGCUCCGGAGCCCCGCCGCGGCGGCCGGGGUGGCCGGGGCGCUCGUCGGCCUCAGCACGGGCGCGCAGGUGCCGUUGUGGGACGCCCUCGGCGCGAUGGCGGCGCGCGGCGCGCUUGUUGUCAGUGUCGUCGGAGAAACUGACGACAAGUUCCGGGAGAUCGCUGCGAAGAUGUCGGCGCGCGUCGUGGGGCGCGGGGCGGCGCGGCGGACGGUGCAGGCGGCGCGCGGCGCGGACGUGAGCGCGUGGGCGCCCAGGAGCGGCGACGUCGUGGUGGUGCGCGGCGCCGGGCACGCCGUCGUCGAGGAACGGCAGGAGCUGGUCGCGGUGGCGAUAUUGCGGGUGGUGGAGGCAGCGGAGGAGGGCCACGAGGAGCUCGAGGGGCUCGACGAGUGA